Messenger RNA from Rotaria sp. Silwood2, 645 nucleotides. NCBI's taxonomy places the organism in Eukaryota, Metazoa, Rotifera, Eurotatoria, Philodinida, Philodinidae. The record is from the annotation of a GenBank genome assembly.
AUGAUCACACGCCCGGAUACAUUCUAUUUUUUGACGAACUGGGAACCAAAUUUUCAUUGUUCUCAUGCACGACGUGUUGGCGCUAGGGGUGACGGUGGUAAAUGGGUGUGUGAUCCGUAUCGAUUGAAAUCACGUCAUGAUUGUCUUAUUUACAGUAUCGGAUCAAGUGGCGACUUUUCAUUUGAAAUCGAGAUGAAAAAAAUCAUACCGCAUUGUGAAAUUCAUGCAUUUGAUCAAAAUUCAUAUGUAUGCCCGAUGAAUACGUGUAAGUUUCAUCAGGUUACAUUUGGUGAUGGGAUUCAGCCAAAUGGUUCGAAGAAUUGGCCAACUGUUGUUGGAGCACUGAAUCAUACGAAUCGAUUGAUUGAUAUAUUAAAAAUUGAUAUUGAAGGUGGUGAAUAUUCAUUUUUUCCUCUUCUACUGAACUCCAGUAGGAGUUCACUGCCGCGACAAAUUCUUAUUGAAAUUCAUCCGAUAAGUGUUAGUAUUAUUCAUGACUUCUUCAAUCGAAUGCGCAACAAUAAUUAUGUUAUCUUUAGCAAAGAAAACAAUCUUCUUGGUGGUCCAUAUUUUUUCGAAUAUGCUUUUCUAAAAUUAAAUUCACGUUUUUUCAUUCAGUCUCAUGAUAACAUGACACAUAGAUAA